AUGCCGAUACUUUAUUUCUAAUUAUCUGUUAUUUCGAAUGGGUGAUUUAAUUGUGUCUGAUUUAAAAGAAUAGGCUGGUAGCAACGAGAACGUUCGUCGAUUUGACUAGCGGCAACGUAACGUACUCGUAAUUAUAAUUUCUUUCACAGACCCGAUGCGUACGUUUAUCCCCUAACUGCGUCUUUUAUUUUAUGCAUAUGCGCUGACCAAUAAUGAUGAAUGAACAUUAGGUAACGGACAGUGAAUGGUGAGAGGCACACUGAGCAACAUACAGAUGAAAUGCCAGAGUAGAGAGUAAAGCUGUGAAUAAAUGUACGAAGGAGUAAACGGGUGCGUUUUGUGCUCUUGGCCUGGAUUGGGACCGCGCCGCGCCGCGCAGUGAUCUCCGCUCCGCGUGCUGUCCGCGAAACUUGUUUACGUUUUGAAGCCGCCAGCCAACAACAACAUGGCGUCGUGUGUGCUUCGUCGUCUGCUAGCAGCAACGUCGUUCACAAGUGCUGCCAGGCAGGCAGGAUUACUGCAUCGUACAGGUGCCUGCGUUACUUUCGCGAGAGGUGUAGGCAAAGUGUGGCUUCCUGAUAAAGAAUACUAUGAUCAGUUCAAGUUUCCAGUUUUGUACCCAGAUGAGUCUCUUUCGGACUGGAAAUUGCCACCUUUUAAUGAAAAGGCCAUAGUAAAAGAAAAGCAAGUACAGAAUGUCACCCUAAACUUUGGACCUCAGCACCCAGCAGCGCAUGGUGUCCUUAGACUGGUUCUCACACUAGAUGGAGAGACAAUUGAGCGAGCAGAUCCUCACAUUGGACUUCUACACAGGGGUACAGAGAAACUUAUUGAAUACAAGACAUAUUUACAGGCUAUGCCAUACUUUGAUCGCCUGGACUAUAUGUCGAUGAUGAGCAAUGAACUUGGGUUUAUUCUUGCUGUGGAGAAACUUCUGAACAUUGAAGUUCCUCCACGGGCCAAGUGGAUUCGAACGAUGUUCUGUGAGAUUACCCGACUUUUGAACCACAUCCUGGCUAUAAGUUCUCAUGCGCUGGAUGUAGGCGCUAUGACACCUUUCUUCUGGCUUUUUGAAGAACGAGAAAAGCUAUGUGAAUUCUAUGAACGUACAUCAGGAUCUCGAAUGCAUGCUGCUUAUUUUAGACCUGGAGGUGUGGCCAUAGAUCUGCCGCUUGGGCUGCUGGACGAUAUUCAUGAAUUUCUCAGCAAGUUUGGUCAGCGACUGGACGAAGUGGAUGAUCUGCUGACUGAAAACAGGAUUUGGAAGGCCCGCACAAUUGACAUAGGAGUUAUUACUGCUGAAGAAGCACUAAAUUAUGGAUUCAGCGGUGUUAUGUUGAGAGGCUCAGGGAUUAAAUGGGACUUGCGUAAAGUUCAGCCAUAUGAUGCCUACGCUGAGGUGGACUUUGAUGUGCCCAUUGGUAGGAAUGGAGAUUGUUAUGACAGAUACCUGAUCCGAAUGGAAGAAAUGCGCCAGAGCAUGCGAAUAAUCCACCAGUGUAUGAACAAAAUGCCACCUGGAGAAGUAAAGGUGGAUGAUAACAAGAUCACGCCCCCAAGAAGAGCAGAAAUGAAGAACUCUAUGGAGGCCCUAAUUCAUCACUUUAAACUCUACUCUGAAGGAUUCCAGGUUCCACCUGGAGCUAGUUACACAGCCAUUGAGGCUCCAAAGGGUGAAUUUGGUGUUUAUCUUGUGUCUGAUGACAAUAAACCGUACAGAUGCAAGAUAAAAGCCCCAGGCUUUGCACAUUUGGCUGGGCUCGACCGACUGUCAAGGAAACACUUGCUUGCUGACGUUGUUGCUAUCAUUGGAACACUUGAUAUUGUCUUCGGAGAAGUGGACCGCUGAUCAAACAAAUGUCUGAAGAAAUACUAAGGAUUAAAAAGAAAGCAAAACAAAUGUAAUCCAAGUGAACUUUGCUCACUCUGAUGAUGCUCAUCCACAGACUUUUUUCUUUCAUUAAGAAGAUUGGUUGUCAUUGCGCAAUUCUUAGACCAUUUUAAUAUAUAAAUUUAUGUCUUUCUUAUGGUCAUUUUUAAUUUUUGUAUAUACACAUAGUAAUACACUACAUGCAGUGUUUUAUAUUUAUUUAUAAAUGUAGAGUUUUUUUAACUUAUAUAGGGAAUAUGCUUAUGAUUAAGCUGCUUAAUAUUUCUCGUUCUCUCACUCUACCAUUUAUACGACUUUCAGACUCCACAAAUUGCAUAUGCAGACAAUUGGUUUUUCAACAAUACUUUAAAAAAAUCUUUAGAUAAUUGUGUGAAAAUGAAACAUGCAGCACAAUUGUUGAAGUCAGAAACUGUUAUAUUUUAGAUUUCAAAUUCAACAGAAUCACAUUUUCUUAUGGAUGCUUAAAGAUAUUUGUAAAUAAGAAAUGAGAACCAGCAUAUUGCAGCUUAGCUGAAAUUAAGUUGCAUAAUUGUACCUCUGAUUGAUCAUGACAUCAGACAGACCUGACUUGACAUCUAAAAUGGAUGCUUAAAAUAUUAGCUAUUUCCAGGACUGUAAUAAUUAAUUUCUAUGUGUUCUUUUUAAGCACUCUUCUUUUUUUUUAACCCAAGGUAAUUCUAACAAUAAAAGAUUUUUUUGAACUCUUUCAAAUCACCGUUGAGUCAAAUCCCAAACAUUUUAUUUCAUCUGAGAUGGGCUUUGGAUCCAUCAAAGCUUACAAAUAACUGCUCAUGCAUGUAGAUUAGAAUUAUACUGAAGGGGGUCUCUGGAUUGAAAUGUGAAUACAACAUGACCAUUUACAAAUUAAACUUGCUAAUACAAAUUUUAUCUGCUGAAGCUAUAACAUUUAAGAGCUAAUAGUUCUAUGACUUGAAAAUUUUUAAAUCGAUGUAAUCUUUAAGUAUGUCUGACUUCUUGAAAGGAUGUUAGUUUUAUAAGCACGCCAUAUGUAUAUUUGGGGGAGAAGAGUGGUUAGUGGUUAGAGCGCUGGUGUCCAAACUGAGAGGCAUGUUGGUUCAGUACUCCCUUAUUUCCCCUAGGUGAUCCAGCCACCAUAAACGGGUAUUACUGACUUCCUUCGAGGGUUGUGGAAGAUAAGGCAGCUAGAGAGAGGAGAUGGGCACUGUUUUCAUGUAAAGCUGUCCCUGAGAAAAGUGAUGUUCAUCCCAUUCCCUACCUAGCUAAAAAAAAAAGGUCAUGGGAUGACAUUUACCCUACAUGUGUAUAUAAUGGUCAGGUGUUAUUGAGGGGGAGAUUUAACAGCUUUGUGGUUAAUGACCUUAAGUGCAGAAGUUCAUGUGUUUGAGGCUCACUGAGACAAUGGACUGAAAAGUUUCUGCCCACCCAGCACUGAUGAGCAUCAGAUUUAUCGGGCAUAGUGACAGGCAGUGGAAGGAGAGUUUGACCUCUGCCUUUCACAUGACUUGCCCUAAACAUGAUGAAAUACUGUUCACUGACAGUAUAGCUUAGGCUGGGAAAUUAGACCUACCUAUAUCUCUUGACUUGACUAUUGGCAUUUUUCACCUUUACCUUAAACUGAUAUUGUUUUUAUCCAAGUCUCAGCUAUAAGAGGCUUGCAAGUCCUACAGAGCUCAAGAUAUUUUCUAUAUAUAUAUAAUCCAGUGUGUUUGAUAGUGCUGGUUCUGAAAUCAGAAAUCAACUGCAAGCAUAUUAACAUUAUAUUAAAAGCAUCACUAACCAAUACUUCUUUUUCACUUUGUGUGUUUAUAUGAAAUGUGCAAUCAAAUGUGUUUUAAAACGCUGCUAAAAUCUUCGCCUGUAUACAUUUGAAUUAAAUAUUAAUUGAUGUUUACCUAGAAAGAGAAUAAACUUAUUAUAUAUAAUACAUAAAAA
Messenger RNA from Pomacea canaliculata, 3805 nucleotides. Its product is annotated as NADH-ubiquinone oxidoreductase 49 kDa subunit-like. Gene Ontology annotation, molecular function: NADH dehydrogenase (ubiquinone) activity; NAD binding; quinone binding. Lineage: Eukaryota; Metazoa; Mollusca; Gastropoda; Architaenioglossa; Ampullariidae. Gene Ontology annotation, biological process: mitochondrial electron transport, NADH to ubiquinone. The record is from RefSeq and is a predicted model, not a curated record.